Messenger RNA from Phoenix dactylifera (date palm), 1732 nucleotides. Its product is annotated as putative ADP-ribosylation factor GTPase-activating protein AGD8. Gene Ontology annotation, molecular function: GTPase activator activity. The record is from RefSeq and is a predicted model, not a curated record. Gene Ontology annotation, biological process: COPI coating of Golgi vesicle. Lineage: Eukaryota; Viridiplantae; Streptophyta; Magnoliopsida; Arecales; Arecaceae.
GUGCAUGGCACGCCCUCAAUUUUGCAACCCUUCGGUCGGUAUUCAACCGCAAACCUCUCUCUCGCUCCCCGAUCUCAAAUUGUGGGAAAGUUUCCCGGCACGAAAACGACCUUCCCCGCUCUCUCUCUCUCGGCCUUGGCCAUGGCUUCCGAAACCCUAACCGACAAGAACGCGGUAUUCCGGAAGCUCAGAUCCAAGCCCGAGAACAAGAUGUGCUUCGAUUGCAACGCGAAGAACCCGACGUGGGCGUCGGUCACGUACGGCAUCUUCCUCUGCAUGGACUGCUCCGCCGUCCACCGCAGCCUCGGCGUCCACAUCAGCUUCGUGAGAUCUACAAAUCUGGACUCGUGGAGCCCAGAGCAGCUGAAGAUGAUGACUUUUGGGGGCAACAAUCGUGCCCACACUUUCUUUAAGCAGCAUGGAUGGACAUAUGAUGGCAAAAUUGAGGCAAAAUACACAUCAAGGGCUGCUGAGUUGUACAGGCAGAUACUUUCCAAAGAAGUUGCUAAAAGUUUUGCAGAAGAUUCUAGCAAUCCUUCAUCACCUGUUGCAUCUCAGUCGCCACAUGCAUUCAAUGGUCUUCACGAUUUGAAGCCUAUAGAUACAAUUAAGGAUAAUUUAUUUGAAAAGCAGGAAAUUGUUGAGACAACACGUUCACCAAAAGCUCCGAUUCAAUCACCAGUUAUCAGUUCUGUUAAAAAGCCCAUUGGUGCAAGGAAGAUAGGAAGUAAGACUGGGGGCCUUGGUGCCCGGAAGCUUACCACAAAGCCAAAUGAAAGUCUUUAUGAUCAGAAGCCUGAAGAACCAGCACCAGAUGUAACUUCCACGGCUAGUUCCACAGCAACAUUUGGCUCAUCUUUUCCUUCUCGUUUUGAAUACAUGGAGAGCAUACCUGCUGCUGAAAAUAUUCCGAAGGGUGCUCAAGUGAUUGGCCAUGUUGGCCCUCCAAAAUCUUCAAGCUUCUUUGCAGAGUUUGGAAUGGACAGUGGAUUUUCUAAGAAACCAGUUUCCACUACAAAAGUUCAGGUAGAGGAAAGUAAUGAAGUGAGACAGAAGUUUUCGAAUGCAAAAUCCAUCUCAUCAGCCCAAUUUUUUGGUGAUCAGAACCAAGCAAGUGAUAAGGAGGCUCAAAUCUUCUUGCAGAGGUUUACUGGUUCAACAUCCAUAUCAAGUGCUGAUCUUUUUGGUCAGCAUACUGAUGACACUGAUCUUGGUCUUACUGCUGCUGACCUUAUUAACCGAGUCUCUUUCCAGGCAUCACAGGAUAUUUCCUCCCUUAAGAACAUUGCUGGGGAAACUGGAAAGAAGCUGACUUCUAUAGCGUCCAGUCUUCUCAAUGAUAUUCAAGACAGAAUCCUGUAAUCUUCCAGGACAGCUACUUGUUUGGCUUGGGAUUGUUCUCAACAUAGUGGCUGCUUGCCUACUGUUUAAUCUCAUCUUAUAAUAUUCUUUCAUAGAAAUCAAGCUUCUCAGGUUGCUGCGCAUGGGCCACAUGUAUUAUAGAGGGAGAUCUUUACAUUCUGAGAUUGUAUAUUUUGGCAACAAAUAUAUCUAAAGCGAGCCUGUCGUUUUUUUUUCCUUUUUUGUUUUCAUUUGAACCCUCAGUAAGGCAUCCUAUGUUUGAGCUCUAUCAUGUAAGGAGGUUCAGACGGUCCACAGUUCAUGCUGUACUGCAGAAAAAUCCUGCUGUUAAAUAAACAUGGACAAUUGAAAAUUUCCAUUUCAGUCCUAA